AUGGCUAUAAAAGUUCCAAAAAAUCAAAAUAUCAGAUAUGGAUCGCAAGAACAGGCACCCCCAACUUUGAAGAGAAAAUUAAGUCCAGAAAACGACGACUACAGAGAAAAUCCUAAACAAUACCUUAAACAGGUUGAGGAUACUGAGGUCGUGCAUGUAGUCAAUCGAAAAUUAUACGAGGAUGGUGACGAGGAAGAGUCGCUCGCCCUUUACGGUAUAAACGAAACUCCCACCAAACGCCAAAAACAAUCAAACGCGCACAGCCGGGACGAAAGAUUGUCAACGGCUGCCAAAGUUAAUAUACAAAACUUACCCGAAAACUGUACUCGGGAAACCAUCCAAAAUACUUUUGAAAAAUAUGGUAAAAUACAAAAAAUAUGGUUAAAAGAAGGGGAAUCAUAUGGAUUCAUCAUAUUCCAAAAUGUAGCAGAGGCUUAG
Molecule: messenger RNA, 438 nt
Organism: Homarus americanus (American lobster)
Lineage: Eukaryota; Metazoa; Arthropoda; Malacostraca; Decapoda; Nephropidae
Exons: 1
Coding region: 1-438 (145 amino acids)
Molecular function (GO): RNA binding
Source: RefSeq, a predicted model, not a curated record